UGCGCUUAGGCGUCGAAAAAACAAAAGUAAAGCGGCAUUUCCAAAUAGAAUUGCAUUUUCGAAUUGUUGUUAGCGUUCUGUGGAGCAGUAUAAAAUGAGUUCUGAGUCGAAAACUUUUUUCAAAAAUUUGAAGCAAGUAACCCGAAAAAUUAGUAAUGACGUGGGGGAAAUUAAAGAAACUUUAGAUUGCGUUGCGUCAGAUAAACAGCCAGCUGCCAGAAAAUUUCAGCAGCUACAAGAUCGAGUGGAAAGCCUCAAGGAAGAGGCAUGUGCUUUUAAAGAGGAUAUUGGACCAAAAUUUUUUCAGAUGAAAAACUUUGUUAAUGAUUAUAAGGAACUCGCUUUAGAAAUAGAUUUUCUAGUUUCCAAGCAAGAAAAUUACUUGAAGAAAUUUGGAUACGUGCCUCUUCAGGAAGAAAUACCUGCUGUCAGUGAAGCAGUGCCUGAAAAUGAAAAUGAACAUGUAAAUGCAGAAAAAGAAAAAGGUCAAGAAGGAGAUAGCCAUCUAACUCCUGUCCUAUCUGAUUUUGGUUUAAGUUCUCCUAAGUCAAAACAAGUGAGAGAGAAAGAGGAAGAGAGUCAACAAACUCCCGUUCUAAAUCUCAGAACAAAAGCAAAUAUUGUGCAUGGAUUACCACUUAGUACUUCUACAUUUGAAGAUAUGAUUGAUCCUGAGAAACACGCCAUAAGUUCAAGAGACAUUCCGCAGGAAGAUGAAGUAAAUGAAGCAACAACGCCCGUGACACCUGUCCUUAACAUACGAAAGCCAGAUGAAGAUUAUGUUUGUUCUGCAAGAAAGGAUUACUUUUUUACAACUCCAAUUUUGUGAAAUGUUUUCAUUUUUAUUAUGUUUGCAAUUUUGUGUUUAUGCUGUUAAUAAUAGUGUUUUGUAAAUAAAAGUUUAUUACC
Molecule: messenger RNA, 909 nt
Organism: Uloborus diversus
Lineage: Eukaryota; Metazoa; Arthropoda; Arachnida; Araneae; Uloboridae
Exons: 8
Coding region: 95-829 (244 amino acids)
Source: RefSeq, a predicted model, not a curated record